Mucor velutinosus is the source of this 1218-nucleotide messenger RNA. Its product is annotated as phospholipase C type enzyme. Gene Ontology annotation, biological process: tRNA processing. Bases 1 to 1218 code for a protein of 405 amino acids. Gene Ontology annotation, molecular function: tRNA dihydrouridine synthase activity; flavin adenine dinucleotide binding. The record is from RefSeq and is a predicted model, not a curated record. The transcript is spliced from 3 exons. NCBI's taxonomy places the organism in Eukaryota, Fungi, Mucoromycota, Mucoromycetes, Mucorales, Mucoraceae.
AUGACAUGUGCAAGCUCUUUAUUAAAUCAUGCUCGACGUUAUAGCACAAGCACCAAAUUAAAAGGCUAUGAGUUCUACGAAAAGACAUUGGGAUCGCCGAAAUACAUUGUAGGGCCCAUGGUGGAACAAUCUGAACUGGCUUGGCGAAUCCUCAGCAGACGGUACAAUGCCCAAUUAUGCUACACACCCAUGUUCCACUCCAAGCUGUUCAGUGACCCUAUCCAUGGCUACAAAUACCAAGAUGACCAGUGGUCUACCAAUGCAGAAGACCGACCUUUGAUUGUACAGUUUUGCGGCAAUGAUCCAGACACGCUAUUGAAAGCAGCUAAAAUGGUGGAGCAUCAAUGCGAUGCUAUUGAUCUCAACCUGGGAUGUCCUCAAUACAUUGCGAAAAAGGGAAGAUAUGGAUCGUUUUUGCAGGACGAUUGGGAUUUGAUCUACAAACUGAUCUCCACAUUGGACACACAUUUGCAAGUGCCAGUGACAGCCAAGAUCCGAGUGUUUUCAAGCGAGACAAAAACAGUAAAUUAUGCCAACAUGUUGAUUGCGGCAGGAGCGCAAUUAUUGACUGUGCAUGGCAGACUACGAGAGCAAAAAGGCCAUCAUACAGGACUCGCAGACUGGAGCAAGAUCAAGGCAGUCAAGCAGCAGUGUCCCCAGGUACCAGUGAUAGCCAAUGGCAAUAUACUCUAUUACGAUGAUGUGCAGCAUUGUUUAGACAUGACAGGCGCAGAUGGAGUCAUGAGUGCCGAGAAUCAUUUAUACAAUCCAACGCUGUUUAUGGCCACUGACAUGCCGCCCUUCACCUUUGAUAUCGCCUUGGAAUACUUGAGCAUUUGUAACACACUGGCACCGACCAGGCCAGUGAUUAUCAAAGCGCACUUGUUUAAGCUGUUCCAUGCCAGUCUGCCCGUGCAUACAGACCUCAGGGACAGACUAGCAGUGUGCAAUUCAGCAGAUGAAAUGCACACGAUUACACUGGAGCUGAAAGAGAGAAUACAGAGACAAGUGGAUCCUGCAAAGGAGAUUGUGGAUGUGAAUCCAGAAACAGGCAUAAAAACAUAUGCAGCAUGGCGAUGCCAGCCAUACUUUAGACAAAAACCUGUUAUUGAUCAUCAACAAGUUUCAAAUGACAAGAGAAGAGAAAAAGCCAUCAAAGCCUUACAGCGUAAAAAGGCCUUGACGUUAGAAAAUAAACAAAUGAUCCACGGACAUUAA